Knipowitschia caucasica is the source of this 1398-nucleotide messenger RNA. NCBI's taxonomy places the organism in Eukaryota, Metazoa, Chordata, Actinopteri, Gobiiformes, Gobiidae. The record is from the annotation of a GenBank genome assembly.
AUGUUUUCUAUCGGAGAGAAAGUGGAGUUUCUUUUGGUUAAUCCAUUCUCCACACCCGUUGGGCAGAGAAUCGAGAGAGCUACCAGCGGCUUGUCGCGCUCAGAAGAUUGGGGUCUGAUCAUGGAAAUAUGUGACAUCAUCAACGAGACUGAAGAUGGGCCCAAAGAUGCUGCCAAAGCUAUAAAAAAAAGGAUGGUUGGGAAUAAGCAUUUUGGAGAGAUCAUGUCAGCUCUUACAGUUCUUGAGGCUUGUGUCAAAAACUGUGGGCACCGUUUCCACGUUCUGGUCACAUCGCAGGACUUUGUAGAAGGAGUUUUAGUCCGGUGCAUUUUACCAAAAUAUAACGCCCCAACGGCUCUCCACGACAGAGUGCUCAGUCUUAUCCAGUCUUGGGCAGAUGCAUUUCGGAGCGCCCCUUCUCUGUCUGGAGUGGUUCAUGUGUAUGACGAUCUGCGGAAGCGAGGCCUGGAGUUCCCCAUGACUGACCUGGACGCACUCUCCCCCAUCCACACUCCCACCCGGAGCAUCCCAGAAAAUGGCACCCAUGACAUGACCCCAGCCGCAAGUCGACAAAUGGAGACACAACCUCAAGAAUCUCCUCCCAGUCUGAGCGCUUCACCCCCAGUUCAAAACAACGAUGGACCAGCCUCCCUCUCUCCAGACCAGGAGCAGAGGCUUCGGAGAGAAUUGUCACUGGUGAAGGGAAACCUCACUGUCAUGUCGGAAAUGUUGAACGAGAUGAUCCCAGGACAGAGCAAGACCGAUGAUACAGAACUACUGCAGCAGUUGUAUUCCGUGUGUAAGAAGAUGCAGAACCGCGUGGUGGAGCUUAUCCCUCAGCUCGUGGACGAAGGAUUUGUGGAUGAAUUAUUGGUUGUCAAUGACGACCUCAACAAUGUAUUUAUACGCUACGAAAGAUUUGACAGGCUUAACAAAGCAAAGUCCAGCAACAAUCAACAGAGUUGUGUCAGUGGUCCGAGCCUCAUAGACCUCAGUCCUGAGCUUUCAAGUCCUAGUCAACCUGCAGUCAUCACCACAACCAGCCAAACAUCCGUCACCACGGCAACCAACAAUGUUGAGGAGGAGGAGUUUGACAUGUUUGCCCAGACCAGAGGCAGCUCCCUGGCCGAGCAGAGGAAAAGCGUGAAGUAUGAAGACCCGAGAGCUGUGGAGGGUUUGGCAGGAGCUCUGGACACAAGGCUGCAGGUCACCGCAGGACAGGAGAGUCAGUCAGCUGUGAGUGAAGGCGUGUCCAGUCAAGAGUUUGAUCAGUUUUUGGCGGAGAGGGCUCGGGAAGGCGACCACGGCAGCAGACCGACCCGGAGUCCGCACCCCAGACCUCAGCAACAGUCGUCAGAGCAACGAGACAGAGCACAUGACCAUCUAUUUUCUCUUUAA